Parathielavia appendiculata is the source of this 580-nucleotide messenger RNA. RefSeq lists its product as uncharacterized. The transcript has a single exon. The coding region runs from base 148 to 450 and encodes 100 amino acids. The record is from RefSeq and is a predicted model, not a curated record. Lineage: Eukaryota; Fungi; Ascomycota; Sordariomycetes; Sordariales; Chaetomiaceae.
UGUCACAGUCGGGCAGUAUCAGCGAACCCCCGCGUGGCUGCUUUCGCCACCCCUGCUUGCUGCCGCAGAGCCCAUGUUCGGAUGUUCCAGUCCAACCACAACCACAUAUUCCACAGUUGAGGGCUGAAGGAUGCAUUGGUCUAGUGGAUGCUCGGGUCUCCUUGGCGAUUCAUAAAAUGCUGCCGUGGCCGCCGCAGCCUCUUUCGAGAACCAAGGCCCCAGUUUCCAUCCUCUGACAUUGCCUCCGUACCUUCUGAUCUUCUCAUCAGUGUCCUCUCGCUUUCCGUUCUCGGCUCAAGGUGGCAUUCAGAGAUAUUCCCGCCGUCUCCAGUCCUCCAAUUCGACCUCGUUCCCAAAUCUACCAGCUGCUUUUAUUGCUUUCGCCUGCCGUCUCCAGUCGGUGUGGCUCAGCUGGAAAUCCUUGUCUUGUCCUCCGAAACCCCAAUAUAGCCAGCUUUCAAGCCACUCGCUACUCCGUACCACCUGCCGGCCCAUGCACCCCAACUCGAUUUAAUAUAUUUAUACGCACUGCGAGCCCAACCGACGGCCCGUCCAUUGAUCAGGUGCCCCCCUGAUCUCC